Molecule: messenger RNA, 506 nt
Organism: Puntigrus tetrazona (Sumatra barb)
Lineage: Eukaryota; Metazoa; Chordata; Actinopteri; Cypriniformes; Cyprinidae
Product: small integral membrane protein 12
Exons: 2
Coding region: 91-366 (91 amino acids)
Source: RefSeq, a predicted model, not a curated record
GACGUACGGAAACAGCCAAUCAAAUUGCUGCUUGCGGUGACGCAGAAAGGUAGGAAGUUGAAUGGCCUGGACGCAGAGGUUCAUGCAGCCAUGUGGCCGGUGAUCUGGACUGCCAUGCGCGCUUACGCGCCCUACGUGACCUUCCCGGUGGCCUUUGUGGUGGGAGCUGUUGGAUACCACCUUGAGUGGUUCAUCCGGGGAACUCCCAAUGCCCCGGGAGAGGAGAGGGGCAUUGCAGAGCUACGGGAGGAUAGGAAAUUAGAGGAACUGACCGGUCGGGACAGCACACAGGUCCUCAGCCUGAAGGACAAACUGGAAUUCACACCAAAAGCAGUGCUGGAAAGAAACCGACCGGAGAAGAGCUAAGUUCUGCAAGAUCGCCGUGUAACGAUGUGCAGCUUCUCAGACUUUGGCCUCAUUUGUCACCCUCGACGGCCCCUGGGAUAGGAACUUUCUUUCAUCGAAAAACGUCUUUUGUGGGAUCUCGUGUCCGUGUCGCUCGUUCA